Molecule: messenger RNA, 1887 nt
Organism: Cygnus olor (mute swan)
Lineage: Eukaryota; Metazoa; Chordata; Aves; Anseriformes; Anatidae
Product: cytosolic purine 5'-nucleotidase-like
Exons: 17
Coding region: 53-1603 (516 amino acids)
Molecular function (GO): 5'-nucleotidase activity
Source: RefSeq, a predicted model, not a curated record
CGCGGGGCCCCGUUAAAACGGCGGAGGCCGGAGGCGGCCGGAGGCGGCGGUGAUGGGCAGCGAGGGCGAGCGGGGCCCGGCGGCCGGCCCGGGGCAGGGCGACCCCCGGGCGCUGCGGAGGGACUGCCAGCACCGGAUCUUCGUGAACCGCAGCCUGGCGCUGGAGAAGAUCAAGUGCUUCGGCUUCGACAUGGACUACACCUUGGCCAUGUACAAGUCCCCCGACUACGAGGAGCUGGCCUUCCAGCUGCUGCUGGAGCACCUCGUCUCCAUCGGGUACCCCCACGAGAUCCUCGCCUACAAGUACGACCCCACCUUCCCCACGCGGGGGCUGGUGUUCGACGCCCUGUACGGGAACCUGCUGAAGGUGGACUCGCACGGGAACCUGCUGGUCUGCGCCCACGGCUUCCGCUUCCUCAAGGGGGCGGAAAUCCUCCACUACUACCCCAACAAGUUCAUCCAGCGGGAUGACAUGAAGCGCUUCCACAUCCUCAACACCCUCUUCAACCUCACGGAGACCUACCUCUACGCCUGCCUCGUGGACUUCUUCACCAACUGCUCCAGAUACAUCAACUGCGACACCGGCUACAAGCACGGGAACCUCUUCAUGUCCUUCCGCAGCAUGUUCCAGGACGUGCGCGAGGCCAUGGACCAAGUCCACCUCUCGGGCUGCCUGAAGGAGAAGACGCUGGAGAACCUGGAGAAAUACGUGGUGAAAGACCCCCGCGUGCCCCUGCUGCUGAGCCGCAUGAAGGAAGUGGGGAAGGUCUUCCUGGCCACCAACAGCGACUACAACUACACCGAUGCCAUCAUGUCCUACCUGUUUGACUUCAGUGACGGGGACAAGGCCGAGACCCCGCAGCGCCCCUGGCGCUCCUACUUCGACCUCAUCGUGGUGGACACCCGCAAGCCGCUCUUCUUCGCCGAGGGCACCGUCCUGCGCCAAGUCAACACGGACACGGGGAAGCUGCGCAUCGGGACGUACACCGGCCCCCUCCAGCACUGCACCGUCUACUCCGGUGGCUCCUCGGACGUGGUGUGCGACCUGCUGGGCGUGAAGGGCAAAGACAUCCUGUACAUGGGGGACCACAUCUUCGGGGACAUCCUCAAGUCCAAGAAGCGGCAGGGCUGGCGCACCUUCCUGGUGGUGCCCGAGCUGGCCCGCGAGCUGCAGGUGUGGACGGAGAAGAGCGAGCUGUUUGAGGAGCUGCGCAGCCUGGACCUCUUCCUGGCAGAGCUGUACCAGCACUUGGACAGCGGCAGCAGCGAGCGCCCGGACAUCAGCUCCAUCAAGCGUCGGAUCCAGAAAGUCACGCACGAGAUGGACAUGUGCUACGGGAAGAUGGGCAGCCUCUUCCGCUGCGGCUCGCGCCAGACCCUCUUCGCCAACCAGCUGAUGCGCUACGCGGACCUCUACGCCGCCUCCUUCGUCAACUUCCUCUACUAUCCCUUCAGCUAUCUCUUCCGGGCACCCUCCGUCCUGAUGGCCCACGAGUCGACGGUGGAGCACGGCCCUGUGGACGCCGGGGAGGUGGGCAAGUCCUGGUGCUGCAGCUGGCCCUGCACCGGCACCCUGAUGACAGUUGGGUCCUGUGCCCACUGAGCCCCCCCCCCCCCCCCCCCCCCCUGUCUCAGGUCACAGGGGUCCCCCAGGACUCCAGCGGGGAGGAAGAGGAGGAGGAGGAAGAGGAUGGCGAGGCCUGAGCCCGCAGCAGCACCGCUGGCUGCCGAUCCGGUGGGUGCCAGCCCCCCGAGGGCAUUCAGUGAGCCUGGAGGACCAAAGCUGCCUGCAGGACAAUCGGUGGCCCCGUCCUGUCCCCGCACAGCGGUGCCCUUCUCCUCUCUUCUGUUUUCACCCUUUAUUUAUAAAAGGUUCUUUAACUCCUG